AUGUCACUCAAGCGACUGGUCGACGUGAACACGGUUGCACAAUUGCUCAAGAAGAAUAUCAUCAACAAGGAAGGCGUGAAAAUACUGGACUGCACCUACGAUCACUUUCAAGUCGCAAAAAAACCCAAUUGGAAAGAGUUCCAGACCAAUCUAUAUGGGAACUUCGAAAAACUCCUAGCACAGCCGUGCCCGUCUAAGCAGAAGUACCUCACCGGGCAUAUUCCAAAAGCAGCUCAUAUUUGUAUGGAUACUGCGUUCUAUCCAUCGGAGUAUGAACGCUUUGCGCUGUACCCUCCUGAAAAGUUUCAGGAAUACGUACAGAUGCUAGGAAUUGAUGCUGACGAGCAUCUAAUACUUUAUGGUCGAGAAAUGUUUGGAGGAAUGGUUCACGCUGCGAAAAUGGCUUGGCUUUUCAAGUCCUAUGGACACGAAAAAGUGUCGCUUGUCGAUGGUGGGUAUAAUGAAUGGGUUAGAACGGGCCAUCCAGUCAGCAAAGAUGACGUUCAACUGAAGGCAAGUUGA
Messenger RNA from Haemonchus placei, 522 nucleotides. The record is from the annotation of a GenBank genome assembly. Lineage: Eukaryota; Metazoa; Nematoda; Chromadorea; Rhabditida; Trichostrongylidae.